AUGUUCAGUAGCUCAAAUAAAGAACCAUUUCAAACUCGCUUUAUGAUGAAUAAUAGCUCUCAUAAAGUAGAUAGGGUUCCUCAAAAGUUUUCUUAUUUAUUGGAGUUGUCGGCUUCGAAUGAUCUAAUUGGCUUCAGAAAUGCUAUCGAGAGAGAAGGUCGUGAUAUCGAUGAGCGAAGCUUCUGGUAUGGAAGGAGAAUGGGUUCAAGGAAGAUGGGGUUUGAAGAAAGAACACCCAUUUUGAUUGCUUCCUUGUUUGGGAGCAAAGAUGUGGUCAAUUAUAUUAUUGGAAGUGGUAGUGUUGAUGUUAAUAGGGCUAGUGGUUCCGAUGGUGCCACUUCUCUCCACUGUGCUGUUGUUGGUGGAUCCUACAAUUCAACUGAGGUUGUAAGAACCUUGCUCAAUGCGUCAGCUGAUACCAAUGCUCUCGAUGCGAAUGGAAAUCGACCUAGUGAUUUGAUUGCUCCGGCUUAUAAUUUAAGUUUUAGCUCGAGGAAGAAGAUAUUGGAGUCUUUGUUGGAAGGAAGUGGCAAUGUUAGUGAAAUAUAUGGUUUGCCUGCUAAAAUAGAAGCUUGUAAUUCAACGCGUCGGGUUUUGAAAGAUGGAGUUGAGAAGAAAGAGUAUCUCAUUGAUGUUACUCUUCCAAACAUUAAGAAUGGGAUGUACGAGACAGAUGAGUUUAGAAUGUAUAAUUUUAAGGUAACACUUUGCUCUAGGGCUUACUCUCAUGACUGGACUGAGUGCCCUUUCGUUCAUCCUGGGGAAAAUGCAAGGAGACGUGAUCCUAGAAAAUAUCAGUACAGUUGUGUUCCUUGCCCUGAAUUUCGUAAGGGAUCUUGCAAGCAGAGAGAUAAUUGUGAGUAUGCACACGGUAUUUUCGAGUGUUGGCUUCAUCCUGCCCAAUAUCGAACUCGUUUAUGCAAAGACGAGACUAAUUGCAAUAGAAGGGUUUGUUUCUUUGCUCACAAGCCUGAAGAGCUUCGUCCUGUGUAUGCUUCAACAGGGUCAGCAGUGCCUUCCCCACGAUCUUAUUCAGCAGCUGGUUCUGUUUUAGACAUGGGCUCAAUAAGCACACAUGCCCUUGGCUCUCCAUCUGUUAUGAUUCCUCCAACAUCAACACCGCCCUUGACCCCUACCGGAACAUCUUCUUCUACGACUGAAAUGACAUGGCCAAACCAGUCUAACAUCAUUCCAACCUUGCAGCUUCAUGGUAGUAAGCUAAAAGCUGCACGAUGUGCUCGAAAUUUGGAAUUAAACAUAGAACAACUUGGGCGGGAAAGUCAUCUGCGCCGCCAAAAACAACAACUAAUGGAUGAGAUACCUGGUCUUUCUUCCCCAACCAACUGGAACAACCCCUUGUCCACUACUUCAGCCUUUUCUGCUUCUACAGACCAAACUAGCGAAUUAAAUAGGUUUAGAAGGAUGAAGCCUCUGGAUCUUACUAGUUUGUCACAAUUACAAGGAAUCUCACUUGAUGCUUCGCCUCAUCAACUGCAGUCUCCCACUGGAGUUCAAAUGCCUCAGAAUUUCAACGAGCAACUCCAUGCUAGCUACCCAACCAGCCUAGCAUCCCCUCCUAUGAGUGCAUCUCAAUCCUUUAGGGUUGACCCAUCUAGGCCAACUGCAACUACAGUUUUGAGUCCAAGGCCAAUUGCCUUUGCAAAUUGGAGCCAGGGCUUUAUGGAGCAUACUACGGUAAAUCAUCAUUUAGGGUUUUCUUCACCAUCUUCUUCCGCAAGUGCAAUGCCUAGUAAAUUUUCAAAUUCGAGUUUGCUUGAUGGAAAAUUAGAGUGGGGUGUACAGGGGGAUGAGCUAAAUAAACUAAAGAAACCUUCUUUGGCGUUUCAAAGUAGUGACACCAAUUUUGGAAAUCCAUCACAGUCAAUGUCACCAACUUCGAAUGAGCCAAAUGUGUCUUGGGUCCAGUCUUUAGUGAAGGACACCUCUUCAGAGCAGCUAAGUUUCGAGGACGAGCAGCAACAACAAUAUCAAGUUAACACCAGGGAUUUAGCGAUGUUCCCUACUUGGGUGGAGCAAUCGUAUAUGGAGCAAGAGCAGAUGAUGGCCUAG
This is a messenger RNA of Gossypium raimondii (Peruvian cotton), 2070 nucleotides long. RefSeq names its product zinc finger CCCH domain-containing protein 66. NCBI's taxonomy places the organism in Eukaryota, Viridiplantae, Streptophyta, Magnoliopsida, Malvales, Malvaceae. The record is from RefSeq and is a predicted model, not a curated record. Gene Ontology annotation, molecular function: protein binding; metal ion binding. The transcript has a single exon. The coding region runs from base 1 to 2070 and encodes 689 amino acids.